AUGUCUGAUAGUUGCAUGCCCUGGCUCAACCAGCGAGCCCGCAAGCUGGCCAGCGCCCUCGCAUUUCACAUGCUGCCUCUCGCGCUGCUGCUGAUGGCCGCUGGCGUCUCCUGGGCCAGCAAGUACCGAGCAACAGUCGACGCAGGACGACGCAGGAAGAAGCAAAUACAGCAGCUAAAAAGCAAGCAAGGAGCAGCGAAAAAAGAAACAAAAAGAAGCUCAGUCAACGGCUUCAACUCUAUCGGGCUCGGAGCAUCUCCUUGCCAAAGGCUUCUCGUCGUCCAGCCUUGCAAGAGACUUUCUGAUAGAGUCAUAGAGUCAUGUAGCAAGAAGUGCUGGUUGGCCUGCGUGUCUCGAGACGGAGGCGGGCUCUAUCAAAAACCAAAAAAGGGGGUGACAACAACUGCCGGAUGCAACGCCUUUUUGCUCCUCCUCCUCCUCCUCCUCCACCCCCCCUUCGUUGGCCACGCCGAGCAGGCCCUUGAGCUUACUUGCUUAGUUGCUUGUCACCCGCCAGCGUUUCAUCCCGGCUGGCAAGGCAAGGCAGAAGCGCAGGAACGGACUGCUGAACCAACUGGACCAGCGUCCACCGUCCACCAACCUAAGCUUAUCCAGGGCCGUCCUCCGUCCGCCGCUCUUCGUUUUUUCGUUCAUCUUCGUUCAUCGUUCAGCAUGAUGAUCGCCCGAGUGUUUCAAUCGUCUUGGAGGGCCCCAUCAUAG
This is a messenger RNA of Trichophyton benhamiae CBS 112371, 720 nucleotides long. RefSeq lists its product as uncharacterized. Bases 1 to 720 code for a protein of 239 amino acids. The record is from RefSeq and is a predicted model, not a curated record. Lineage: Eukaryota; Fungi; Ascomycota; Eurotiomycetes; Onygenales; Arthrodermataceae. The transcript has 2 exons.